UUGUCGGUGCAUUCGUCCAUUGCAGUUAGCCGAGUAGUGCGGUGUAGUAAUGCUAGUGCAGUUAAUUUAGUUAAAUUUUGGAGUAAAAUUCUUCAAUUGGUGUUGUUAAGAGUAUUUGCACAAUAACAUCUGUUAAUCAAGAAUAUGCCUGCACCAGCUCCACCUGCAGAGAAUGGGGCUCCGAGAUCGGAGCUCCAGGAAUUACAACUUCGAUCACAACAAGUCACCGAUGAGUCUUUGGACAGCACCCGGCGAAUGCUGGCGCUCUGUGAAGAGAGCCACGAGGUGGGGAUGAAAACCCUGGUCAUGCUGGACGAACAGGGCGAGCAAUUGGACCGGAUCGAAGAUGGAAUGGAUCAGAUCAAUACGGACAUGCGUGAGGCAGAAAAGAAUUUAACGGGAAUGGAAAAGUGUUGCGGACUGUGCGUGCUCCCUUGUCAAAAGGGCUCGUCCUUCAAAGAAGACGAGGGCACGUGGAAAGGUAACGAUGACGGUAAGGUUGUCAAUAAUCAACCCCAGCGUAUGAUGGACGACCGCAAUGGCAUGGGGCCGCAGGGUGGAUACAUCGGUCGAAUCACCAACGAUGCCCGAGAGGAAGAGAUGGAAGAGAACAUGGGACAGGUUAAUACCAUGAUCGGAAACUUGAGAAAUAUGGCCAUCGAUAUGGGUUCUGAGCUCGAAAAUCAAAAUCGACAAAUCGAUCGCAUCAAUCUCAAGGGUGAGUCUAAUAAGAUGCGAAUAGAAGUGGCGAACCAGCGCGCCCACAACCUGCUCAAGUAGACACAAAACGCCCCUUCCACCAACCCCCCACCACCGUACAGCACCACACAGUUCUUGGAUCUUGUCGCUUGCGACCUCUACAUUACUUCUUGUCAGCAGUCGCAAGCGAUCAGAUGGUAUAUGUGUUUGUUGCGCAGGGAGAAAGCAACGAGACACGCAUUGCUGUGGCCAAUCAGCGCGCCAACAAACUACUCAAAUCCUAAGCGCCGCCCUCUUGAUGUUGGGGGUGCUAUUAGUCUAAACGAGAAUAGAUGUCUUUUUGUUCUUCGAUUCUCCACCACUACUACUACUACUACUCUCUCAUUGGACGAAGAUUCUCAUCCCCUCCCUCUUCGUUUACCCCCACCCUAUAAUACUCGCCAAUAUAAAGAGGCUGUUUUUCUUGGAGGCGCGAUAGUCGGCCGCAACGAUCGCUUCGGUCAUCAUGUUUAUCAAUGUCUACUACUUGCACUCUGUAUUUUAUAUAAUAUAUGUAUUAAACAUU
Agrilus planipennis (emerald ash borer) is the source of this 1264-nucleotide messenger RNA. RefSeq names its product synaptosomal-associated protein 25 (gene Snap25). The record is from RefSeq and is a predicted model, not a curated record. The transcript is spliced from 7 exons. Gene Ontology annotation, biological process: synaptic vesicle fusion to presynaptic active zone membrane; exocytosis; synaptic vesicle priming. Gene Ontology annotation, cellular component: plasma membrane; SNARE complex. NCBI's taxonomy places the organism in Eukaryota, Metazoa, Arthropoda, Insecta, Coleoptera, Buprestidae. Bases 145 to 780 code for a protein of 211 amino acids. Gene Ontology annotation, molecular function: SNAP receptor activity; syntaxin binding.